Linum trigynum is the source of this 3563-nucleotide messenger RNA. The record is from the annotation of a GenBank genome assembly. Lineage: Eukaryota; Viridiplantae; Streptophyta; Magnoliopsida; Malpighiales; Linaceae.
CUCCAUUUCUUUUGUACAAGUGGUAAUUUUGUUUAGCGAUUUAUAGUUUUAGAUGCCAUAACCCUAAUGAACACCACGAUCAAUUUAUCAUAUCAUACAUAUUUAAACUCCUUCACAUGAAACCUAUGCGUUAGGAAACUUGAACAUGAUAGGGUGUGACACAGAGUCUCAUCAUCUACCUUCUCCAUGACUUCACAAAUCCAGCUUCCCACUGUUAGGUUUGGUUCAAGUUCGAAAAGUGGUCGAGAUAUUUGUAUGUUUUUUGUUUUUAUUGGAUAUAAGCUUAUCUCGUUACUAGUCAUCAAAUUUUUAGUGUAUGGUUUGUUGGUUGUGGUUUCAGACUCUAACACUCCAGGUGUGGUUUCGAUUCUUCGAGAGGAUGUUAUGGGAGUUAUUCCCCUCCAUGUUUGAAUGAGAGAUGUUUCUUUCUCCGAACUUACAGCUUGUAGUACAAGGUAGUAGUUCAUGGAUACGGAGGAAGUUGUUGAAGAAGAGAUAAGAUAGAGUAAUCUUUCUUACAAAGACUCAAUAGUGAGUGAAUGCAAAAUAGAUAAAAACUUGAUUUUGAUCAUGAUGAAUUAUUAUUAGGGUUAAUACCUUAUUUUAGCCUGAACUAUGACCAUAUAAUCAACUUUGGUCCGUGGUUUCAUAAAUUAACAUCAUGCCCCGAACUAUACAACAUAUAGACUCAAUUGGCCCGAUUCGUCAAUUUCCGUCAAAUUAGACGAUCAAUAGUGUUGACCGUUAGUGAAUAAGCAUGUUGUGCUUAUGUGGAUGCCAUGUAGACAUUAAAAAUUAAUAAAAUAUUAAAUAGAUUAAUAAAACUCAAACUAUCAACUACCAUUAAUAAUAAUAAAAGAAAACUGUUAUUAAUGAAAGAAAUCGCCAUCUCUCAUCUGCCUCACUCAUCUGUCAAUUCACUCCUCUGUUCCCCUUUCUUCCUCCAGAAAACCUUCUACCUCUGUUCUUCUUUCUUCCUCCACAAAAAUCAUCACCUCUCUCAAAAUCAUUUUGAUUCCUUACUUCCCCCAAAUUUCUCUAACCACAUUGGGGUCCACUGAAGAGGCGUUAUAGCUCGAUUUCUUCUUCCAGCCAUCGGAGGCAAUCUGGAAGAACAUGGCUUCUCGAAUCCUUGCCUCGGACUCUGCUCUAGCUUCCUCGUACUUGAUAUCCAGCUUCCCGCCGGCGAAAUCACGCCUGGAGACAGCCGGGAGGCCGACCUAGUUGAGGAAAGCUCGGAACCAGCGGGGAGCCUGUUGCACAAAUUCGUCAACAAUGAUGACGAGUAGCGGAACCAGCGGGUGAAGGACGGUCGUGAAUCGCGUCGUGAAGGGACCCUGGGUGGUGAAGAAGACGGUCAGGAAUCACAGCGCGUGCCUGUUGCGGAAGGCGCUCACCUGCAAUUACCAAAGUGGCCGAACUAUUUGGAGAUAGAUGUUGAUAUCGCAAUCUCGACAAUCACCACCGCGAUUCUGCAUCUGGCGCUGGGGUGCGUGACGAGCAUGGCGAUUGGUAUGGGUUCCUGGUGGAGGCACAGGAGGAAGAGGAGAUGCCCGAGAGGUUGAUCGGCAUCGUGAGGGUUUGUCAGAUGGAGAUGUCGUCGGCCGCGAUUGUGGAGAGGGCGACGACGACAAUGAUGGUUGGGCGUUGGAUAGGGUUGGCGAAGGUCAAUGACGAAGAUGGAUUGAUUCGUUGUGGAACAUCGGAGCUUGACGGCUUAGGGGAGUCCGGUGUCUGCUUUGGAGAAGAAUAAUGGUUAGGGUUAGGGAUUUUUUUGGUUUUGCUAGAAGAAGGAAAGUGGCGAGGGGAUAAGGUGGUGGGUGUCCGACAAUAAUUUUAUUUUGUUUUGAUUUUUUUAAUUAGGUAAAGGAAAUCAUAAAAGAAAAAUGAAAUUCGAUUUUUUUAUUUCUUUGGUGCUGACAUGGCGGUGACCUGUACAGUUGACUAACGUUCAACAGUGCUGGCCGUCCAAACAAACGGUCAAAUCAUGCUCCCGGCCAAAUGAGUCUGUAUGCUGCAAAGUUCGAGCCAGGAUGUUAAUUUUUGAAACCACGGGCCAAAGUUGAUUAUAUGAUCAUAGUUCGGGCCAGAAUAAGGUAUUAACCCUUAUUAUUAUAACUAGUUUUGUGCCCGCCCGAUGGACGGUAUGUGUUAUUUUUUGUCAUUUUCACAAUAAUGGUAGACAACUAUUUCUCUUUGUAUAUACUUAUUAAGGUUAUUUAUAAUUCAAAAUUUGUCUGAUAAAAGGGUCGCCACAUUUAGUUUGAGUGUGGCUAGAAGCAAUGAUCAUGUAAAACAAUGAGUCAGUACUUCAUAACCAUUUUGAAAAUCAUAUUCACGAUCAUUUACUCUUUGAUUGACCAACAGUUUUUAACUUCAUAUGUUAUCCAUAACUUUUCAUUAAUUUUGCCUUCCGUGCAACUAUAUGUUUGUGCCAAAUAUUGUUAGCGUCUAACAUUUCUUUCAGCCUCGUGAUACAAAUUCACACAGAUAAAUCAAAUUAUCCUAUGUAAUGAUCAAAUUGGAUUUAAUUCAAUAUAUUUCUCCACUUGGUGAAUGUAUAACUUAACAAACUUAGUACUUAAAUAUUCUAGUGGUAGUUGACUGCUCAAUCGAUGGUAAAUUGGUUCAUAAUCGAUACGUAUAAUCCAUGUCCAUCAUUUAAUAGUGAUCUAUCUUGCCGCUCAUACAACUAAGUCAAAAGAUACCAUUGUUGUACAUAGUUCUUUUUUCAUGAUGCACUUUGUAUUUCUAAAUACCAUCCGAACAACACUAACGUGUAGUUGAAUGAGAUCCAAGAGUGAAAAAUUCACAUAGUUGAUAAAUAAGCACGUAAGAAAUAAACAUGGGUUAGAUCAAUGAAAGAGAGAUAUUAUUGCAUAUCAUGAGCAUGUAAUUAAGGUGUAGUUGUAGUCUUAUACUACCAAUUAUACAUAUAUAAUUGUGAAUUACCUUUAACCUUUUGACACUGAUAUAACAAAACUUAGCCAUAGAGGCACUCCUUCUCCAUUUUACAAUACCAAACAAUAUUAAUUCAAUAAUAAAAGAACUAAAGAAAAUAGCAGUAACGACAGCUAUAAUGUUCCUCCUUAUAGUUUACUCCCCGUCAUCAUUAUAAUUACAAAAAAAAAUAAUAAUUAAGGUUUAUCUUUGCAUCAUGCAAUUGAAUUGCCUCUUAGACAUUCUAACGAAAAACUCAAAUUAAUUGAUGGCUAGAUUGGAGUAAUUGAUGGAUUUUUACUGGAAAAUGAAACAUUGCUAUUAAGAAUUGAUUAUGUGCUAAAUCAUGAAAACCCAACCCAGAUAGGUAUAUAUGGAGAAUGAAUGUAGGAACGGAAGCGACUUGAGUGAAGUGUAAAUGCAUAUGUAUAUGAAAAGGUGGUGACCUAAGUUGUUCUAAUCAUUCACUGACCAACAAUAAAGUAGAAGCAAAAUGCGAAGGAUGAUUUAAUUUUAACGUAUUUACGAAUGACCGAGCUUGAGCAGAGCUGACAUACAUUUGUAUGCAAAAAGGAGUUAUAAUUAUGGAGAAAAAAGGCAGAAAAUAAAAAGAAAUUUUGCGA